Messenger RNA from Rotaria sordida, 915 nucleotides. The record is from the annotation of a GenBank genome assembly. Lineage: Eukaryota; Metazoa; Rotifera; Eurotatoria; Philodinida; Philodinidae.
AUGUUUAUUAUACUAACGCUUGUUUUUGUCAGUCUAUUCGUAUUAUAUGUAAAACACAAAUAUUUUACUUCUCGUCGUUCAAUUCCAAGUUUACCAGGACAUUUCUUAUUUGGAAAUUUAUUUCAAUCAGGACUAUUACGUGGAACUUCUCUUCCACAAGUGUAUGCAUCAUUCAAAAAUAAACUUGGUGAUAUUUACGAGAUUAAACUCGGAUUUUUACAUGCAAUAAUCGUCGGUGAUAUAGAUGAUGUGAAAUAUAUUCUUACUCAUCGAUAUAUUUAUGAUCAAAGUAAUUUUGCAGUGGAACUUUUGGGUGUCUUUAUACCAGAUGGUUUCAUUACUCUGAAAGGUGCUAAAUUCAAGCGACAUGCUUCGAUCAUAAUGCCCUUAUUUCGUCAUGGAAAAAUUCUUUCAAACUUCGAUUUGAUUAUUAAUUGUACAGAUGAACUUUUGAAUAAUUGGUGUUCAAGUUCUUUGGAUCACAUUCAUUGUGAUAUUUUACAACAAUGUCAAAAUCUUCUAUUAGAAAUUUUUGGAUUCAUUGGUUUUGACUAUGAUUUCGAUACACUUGGUGGAACAAAAAAUAAUGAGCUUACAGAAGCAUUACGAAACUAUAUCGCCAUGAUGCAAUUAGGAGCCUAUUUACCAAAUUUUCUCCUCAGAGCCUAUAUGAAAUUAAGUCCGAAAUAUCGACGAAUCCAAACGACAAUCAAAAGAUAUUUAUAUCGAAUGAUAGAACAAGAAUUAACUGAAACUCCAGAAUCGAGAGCCCAACGAAAGAAAACAUCAUUGAUUGCUUCAUUGGUUGCUUCAUUACAAAUAGAUGAACAAGCAGAAGAAAGAAAAAGUGAAGAGGAGAAAAAAGGUCUAAUACGACGUGAAAUAUUAGGAGAAAUGCUUGUUUCUUGCUGCUAG